This is a messenger RNA of Sitodiplosis mosellana (orange wheat blossom midge), 706 nucleotides long. RefSeq names its product protein lethal(2)essential for life-like. The coding region runs from base 1 to 291 and encodes 96 amino acids. The record is from RefSeq and is a predicted model, not a curated record. The transcript is spliced from 2 exons. Lineage: Eukaryota; Metazoa; Arthropoda; Insecta; Diptera; Cecidomyiidae. Gene Ontology annotation, molecular function: protein folding chaperone. Gene Ontology annotation, biological process: protein refolding; response to heat.
AUGUGUUUCAAGUUCAAAUCGUACGAAAUCGAUGUGAGAGUGGUUGGAAAUGCGAUUGUGAUCAAGGGAAAGCACGACAAACGUCCCAAAGUCAAUGGUUACAUUGAACGACAGUUUGAACGCAAGUACGACUUGUCAAAUGACUUCCGAAUCCGUGACGUAACAUCAUCAUUGUCAACCGAUGGUGUUCUAACUGUCAAGGCCUAUCCCACAAUACCACCACCGACACUUGCCUACAUUCGAAAUAUUCCAACAUACCAAUCCUUCCGACCAUCAUACUUGGAAAAUUAAGAAAACAACAACAACAAUCCAACAAAAUCAACCAACGCUGAUUACAGUGCAAGCAGUGGACGUGCCCGUGGACGUCGUCUCGAAUUAAAGAAAAUAUGCACACAUACACACACACACACAAAUCUAUUAACAUUUUGAUUUUUUGCUAAUAAUUACAAUUGAGAGAUAAUUCUUUUUUUUACUAUAACAGAGCAUUUUUGUUAUGUUUUUUUUUGUUGUUGUUGAUCUAUUUCGUUUUGUCACAAUAUACAAAAGUCAAAUUGGGUUCUAACUAAUCAAGAUUUCAAAAUCGCCUACGCGUUGAGAAAUGAACGAUUCUAAUUAAAUGUGCUUUUUUUUGUUUAUACAAGUUUUAUUAAUCGAUUCAAAUAAAAUAAUUGCAAUCAAAACGACAAUUUUCUAUUGGUUGUUUCUU